Apis cerana (Asiatic honeybee) is the source of this 4401-nucleotide messenger RNA. RefSeq names its product muscle LIM protein 1. The record is from RefSeq and is a predicted model, not a curated record. Gene Ontology annotation, cellular component: cytoplasm; nucleus; Z disc. Gene Ontology annotation, biological process: muscle tissue development; sarcomere organization. Gene Ontology annotation, molecular function: structural constituent of muscle; actinin binding. NCBI's taxonomy places the organism in Eukaryota, Metazoa, Arthropoda, Insecta, Hymenoptera, Apidae.
UCCGCGGCCAACCGGAGAUUACGUACCGAACUGCCGCUCUCCUCCACUGCUUUUUCAUGGUUUCUCCACGUGUCGAGGAGAGAGAGAGAGAGAGAGAGAGAUAGAGAGAUAGAUAGGGAGAUAGAGAAAAGUGAUUUCCACGUCGAUCGAAUCGAUUGCUUUUGGUGCGAUUUGGGAAUUUAAACGGUAGUGAACCUCUCUAUUUUCUUUGAAAGAACUCGUGAGCUUGAGGUUAUAAAUAUUGUUUCCCGUUGAUUCCAUCGAUCACGUAUGUCUCGUAAAUCGAUCUUGGUUAUUUCGAAGAUUUUGAAGUGAAGCAGGGAACGGAUGGACUAGUUUUUCUUUAUAAUAAUAAUUUUCAGAGAUUGGUGGAGAAGGAUUUUAAGAGAGCAAGAGGAAGCUUGGUCGCGGUGGAGGGCCGCAUUUAGUCAGAGGCGUGUUGCGGAAUAGAGUUACGCGGCCCCCUCCCGGUUAAAGUUAAAACACGCGUGGUGGGUUCACUGAAACGCGAUGAAAUUUGAGAUCGUUUGGAUGUAGAAGGUGGCAACGGCGUUUCUCGGCCUGUUGUGACGUAACGACCAUGUAACAACCGCAUCCGAACCAUCGUCCUCGCUUAUGACUCGUUGGAACACUCUGAAAAUUAAUCAUCGAUCAGGAGAUCAAUAAUAAAUUCGUAAAAAAAAAAAAAAAAUAUUUCUCCUAAUUUUUGUUAAUUUUUUCGUCAAUCGGUUCAUCAUAUUUUCUAAUUCAAAUACUGCGAAAAGAUUCCAAUUAGAAAUCGAUCGAAUAAUAAAGAAUUAAUUUCAUCGAGUUUAUAUUUUAUAUAGAGAAAGAAACGUAUAGGGAAGAAAGAUUACUUGCACGAUGGGUGAAAUAAAGUAUAGGUUAGAAAGAAGCGAAUGGGUAGGGGUAAUGGCUACCGCGUUGUGGAGAAUCUAGCACCUUCCCUAAUACGGCCUCGCGAUCCGGCUUGCGUCUGCACGGAUAUAGAAUCCUCCAUCUCUCUUUCGGCUCUCUCGUAGUCUCUCUAGCAUUUCUACUAAUACCGUGGUCACUAUACUUGCCACUAGACCCGCUUCCAAAAGUCCAAACUUUGAUCUCUUACCAACCUCGUCUCUCAACUUUGCCUCCGAUAUUACCCUAUGAUAUUUAAUAGGGAUUUAUAACGUUACGUUAGCACUGGUUGUUUACUUCCAGAUUAUAUUAAGCCACGUGGUUGGAAAUUUUAAAUUUAAGCUUUUCAAACUUCUUUUAAUAUUUCAUCCUUCAUCGAUGAUGAACGACGCCUUAAAAUUUCAUGCCUCCUUAAUAUCUAUGAGGAUAAUUUCUAUUCCGGGGUCAUCUUAUUAUCAUCUUAUUACCGCUAAUAAUAAAAAUUCCCUAUGAAUAAUUAUUAAUGAGUUUCUAGGGGGAAUUGCAAUUUUUAUGAUUAUCUUUCUACGAAAUUUUUUUAUUACCGUUAAUAAUAAAAAUUUUCUAUGAAUAGUAAUAAUAAUUGAAGUUCUAGGGGAAUUUUUAUGAUUAUCCUUUUAUUUUUGAUUUCAUUUCUAAGAAGAAUUGGGAUUUAUUUUAUUUACGAUGACAUCGUUGCACUUCGAUGUUGUUUUUUUCUUUAUUCUUUUUGGUCACUGAACACUGAAACUUUAAGAUUCAAAUUAUUCCGUAGUUAAAAAUAGACUUCGUCUAUCGGUAGUAGGGUGGAGACUGCAACUGUUUACGUUUCCUCGUGUAAGAUUAGUAACAGACAAAAUGCCUUUUAAACCAGUAGAACAUCCCAAGUGUCCCAAAUGCGGCAAAUCCGUGUACGCUGCAGAAGAACGUGUUGCUGGAGGACUCAAAUGGCACAAGAUGUGCUUCAAGUGUGGUCUGUGCGGCAAAUUACUCGACUCGACAAACUGCACCGAGCACGAGGGUGAGCUUUUUUGCAAAGUGUGCCAUGGACGCAAGUUCGGUCCUAAGGGAUACGGCUUCGGUGGAGGCGCUGGUUGCCUGUCCAUGGAUCAGGGCGAACAUUUGAAGAGUAGCGAGGAACUCGCGAGAGGAUCGAACGCCAUUCUGGAACCAAGAGCCAUCGCGAAGGCGCCAGAAGGAGAGGGUUGUCCUCGAUGCGGAGGAUACGUGUACGCUGCCGAACAGAUGCUGGCCAGAGGAAGGGCUUACCAUAAGCAAUGCUACAAGUGCAAAACCUGUCAUCGGUCUCUGGACUCGACGCUUCAUUGCGAUGGUCCUGAUCGCGAGAUAUAUUGUCGAGCUUGCUAUCCGAAGAAAUUCGGUCCGCGAGGUAUUGGCCACGCUGGGGUUAUGUGGAUCGGGCUGCAGUGCGAUAUUGAGGACGAGGGCGAGGCAGCUCCUCGUACAACCGUGAUCGACACCGCCAUAAUCAAAGCCCCGCCCGGCAAAGGUUGUCCACGUUGCGGCGGCGUCGUGUUCGCCGCCGAACAGGUGCUCGCGAAGGGCCGCGAAUGGCACAGAAAGUGCUACAAGUGUCACGACUGCAGCAAAACGCUCGACUCGAUCAUCGCCUGCGACGGGCCCGACAAAGACGUCUACUGUAAAACCUGCUACGGAAAGAAAUGGGGACCGCACGGAUACGGAUUCGCAUGUGGUUCGGGAUUCUUACAAACCGAUGGUCUAACGGAGGAAGAGAUUUCGGCUAGUCGACCAUUCUACAAUCCCGAUACGACGGCAAUCAAGGCGCCAGCCGGUCAAGGUUGCCCUCGUUGCGGUGGCAUGGUAUUCGCCGCCGAACAACAGCUUGCCAAGGGGACUAUGUGGCACAAGAAAUGCUUCAACUGCGCCGAGUGCCAUCGACCUCUCGACUCUAUGCUGGCCUGCGAUGGACCCGACAAGGAGAUUCACUGCCGAUCGUGCUACGGCAAGCUUUUCGGACCCAAAGGAUUCGGGUUCGGACAUACCCCGACCCUCGUUUCAACCGAUGGGGAUCACGCUCCCUCCUACAUCGAUGCAAAGCCUCAGGUUGGGCAGAAGCGGAGCGACGGGCACGGGUGCGCGCGUUGCGGCUACCCCGUGUACGCUGCCGAGCAGAUGAUCUCGAAGAAUCGCGUGUGGCACAAGCGUUGCUUCAGCUGCGCCGAGUGCCACCGCUCGUUAGACUCGACGAAUCUGAACGACGGCCCAGACGGAGACAUUUAUUGUCGCGGAUGUUACAACCGGAAUUUCGGGCCGAAGGGGGUGGGCUUCGGCAUGGGCGCGGGCACCCUGACGAUGGCCUAACUUGUUCAGAGAUAUAUUCAACACCAGCUCGAACCAGUCUCAUAUAUAUAUAUACAUAUAUAUAUAUAUAUAUAAAUAUAAAUAUACACAUAAAUAUAAUUAUAUCCAAUAUAUAUACGUGCGAAUAAACGAUCGCGGAUAAUAUACUCGCUCGCAACGCUUAAUAAAAUUCAUUGUUGAUCUUCUCUAUUGCGGAUUCCUUCGUUUAUUCGUAUGUAUAGAAAUAUGUAUAUGUAUAGACGCCUGACUCCUCGAAAAAACUAAUUUUUCGCGAAAAAAUUUCACGCUGCUCCGAAAACCAAAGAGAAAAGAAAAGAAAGGGAAGGAAAAGAAAAAGAAAAGGAAGAAAACAAGCAAAGAGAAAAGAAAAAAGUCAAAGAAAAAUUCUCGUUUCUUUCUUUCGUUUCAACGACGUUUUUUUAAUCGCUUAAAUAUAUAUAUAUAUAUAAUUCGAUUCGAUCUUCUUACCGAAGAACUGCGCGCGCGCACUGCGAUUUUCCAUUCGUCGAUGAUUCCGUCUCCUCGAUGAUGCGCCGCACGAAACGACCACGCGAUACGCAAUCGAUUAAUCGAACUGUGAACGAGCAAGCUUUUAUUACUUUUGUAUAAGGCGAAAAUUUGCGAUCCGAGAUCGAGAAGCUCCGCGGAAGCUUCCUUCUCCCUGGGAACGGGGUAGAAUAUAUAUAUAUAUAUGUAUAUAUUCUAUAUAUAUAUAUAUUUAUAUAUAUAUUCCAUCCGUCGGCAUCCUGUUUUUUUUCUUUCUUUCGUUCUUUCUUUCUUUCUUUUUUUUUCGAACCAAGGACUUGGAAUUCGGGACCAAUACUGAUUCGGGGAAACUUUAGAAUUUAUCCAUCGAUCUUAUCUCUCAUAAAAGCGUGCAAGCCAGCAAAGGAUCCGCCCCCUUUAUCCUCGGGAGAAGGAUAUACACGAGGCUGACACAAGAAAAGUACAAAGUAUACAAAUCCGUAUAUAUUGCCUGGAUUGCGAUCAGGAGCAACGAUUGUAGUGUUAAAACGACGAACAAGAAGAAGUGGCGAGCGAAGAAGAGCAAGGGACGAAGAUGCGAAAGAUAAAUAAAAAAAGAAAAAAAGAAUGAUUAUUUUCAAUAAAUGUAAUAUGUUUCGAAAAAAAAGGAAAAGAAAAUAAUAAUAACUACAAUAAUGAUAA